Messenger RNA from Clonostachys solani, 723 nucleotides. Lineage: Eukaryota; Fungi; Ascomycota; Sordariomycetes; Hypocreales; Bionectriaceae. The record is from the annotation of a GenBank genome assembly.
AUGGAGACCAACUCGCAUUCUUCUGGGUGGGAUGAGUUCUCGCUCUCGUUUCGUAUGCUGAUGAAAUUCCGGCCCCAAAGGCGACAACUUCAUAAUGAACCGGCGACACCCUUCAACAUCUGCUUGGAGGUUGUCAAGCCUAUUUGGUAUCCAUUUUAUCUUAUAUUCGAGCACUCACUGCACCCGGUUUGGUCCUACUUGUGUCCUUUAUCUACCUACCAUGAAGAGCGGCGAGAGAAUAAACGCCUCGAGGCUGCCGCCAAACGGCUGGACGACGAAUUUAAGCAGUUGCAGGUGAAAAAUCAAUGCCCAAUCCCAGCCACGAACGCACCCGCGUAUCCCUCAGGGCCCCUUUUCACCAAAGUGCCUCCGGACGUCCGACGUCAAAUACUUAUCGAAGCAUUUGGGGCUCAGACAGUUCAUCUUGAUCUUGACAUGGUCGAGAAAGCAGCGGGCCAGCGCAGUGUCAAGUCUUGGCAAUGGAUGAGCUCAAGAGGCCGGAUCUACCGCACGAACCACUCGACCGGAGACAUUUCCUUCACCGUGAAACACGGAGAGAUCCGCUCGCAUGCCCUGGAAGCCAAGGAAACCCCUCCCACUCAGGGAGAUGUCCUGAAGAUUGUCACGUGGGUGCUUCGGGCUGGCUUUUAUCAUGUCGGCAAGGGUGAGCUCAUUCUCUCCCUAGUUUUGGGAUUCUUGGAAACCAAUCGAGCGAGGCGCUAA